This is a messenger RNA of Pieris macdunnoughi, 597 nucleotides long. The record is from the annotation of a GenBank genome assembly. Lineage: Eukaryota; Metazoa; Arthropoda; Insecta; Lepidoptera; Pieridae.
AUGGGUAUGUUGUCCUCAAUUGCUUUCUGUGAUUCGACUCUAAAGCUGUCUUUAUUUUUUGUGUUAUUCAAUCCUGUCUAUUGGAAUGUCGUGUCUCGGCUGGAAUACUAUACACAUUUCUUAACUAAAAUAACGAAAAAUCCGCGGAACGGAUGCUACAUACUAGGAACUACAAUCUUCAGUCUUUGUCUGAUUAGAAGUCAUUAUUUCAUAGAAGCUAUGAAUAACCAAGCCACGUCGGAGUUCCUGCAGAAUUAUUUGACGAAAGCAAUUGCGAUUGUGCUUAUAAUCGUGGGUCAAGUCCUGGUUGUGACAUCGACGUAUCAGCUGGGCAUCGUUGGGACGUAUUGUGGUGAUUAUUUUGGUAUUCUGAUGAAAGAGAGAGUGACAGAGUUCCCCUUCAACAUCUGCAAUAAUCCCAUGUACCGAGGGUCCACCCUAACGUUCUUGGGCUACGCUUUGUUUUACGCUAAGCCCGCAGGUAUUCUCAUUGCCUAUUGUGUUCACUUGGUCUACGAAUCAGCCAUAAAAUUUGAAGAGCCAUUUACUAUUAAGAUUUACAGCUCUCAGAAACAGAACGGAAAAGCUGUGAACUGA